UGGUUAAUAUAUUCAAAGCAUUCGAACGAAUGGCUUCGCAUUGGCACAAAUUUGUCAUAAGAGCGGAUUGUACCCUAAUAUGUGAACAUAUGCGAAGAAUCAUUAGUAUUGUUGGUGAUCCAACUAAAUCGCGAGAUAUUGUCGUUCAGYGAAGAAGCGAUAUCAUGAAUCGUGUAAACAAGACACAUCGUUUGUAUGAUGCGUUACAAUAUCCAAUCAUUUAUUGGCAAGGGCAAGACGGGUACGACAUCACAUUGAAGAUGGUCGAUCCAAUUACAGGCAUAUCAACGAAUAAAAAUCUAAGCGCAAUGAAUUACUAUGCGUAUCGUAUGAUGAUUCGUACACAUGAGGAGAAUGUCAUUAUGAAGUGCCGUCGGUUAUUAAAGCAGUUAGCUGUCGACAUGUAUGUCAAAGUCGAGACCAAACGUUUAGCGUUCAUCUGAUUCAAUCAGGCAAAGUUACGACCCUCCUGUUCAGAAUAUUGGAUGUCUGACGAUUCUCCCAUCAUCUUAUAUCGGAAGCCCGAGCCACAUAUACGAAUACGCUCAAGACGCUAUGACGUACGUGUGAAGUUAUGGAACUCCGGAUUUAUUUAUUACGUUCACAUGCAAUCCGAAGAGCACGAAAAUUGAACGUGAGUUGGAACCGGGCCAAAAAUCGCAAGAUCGCCAUUACAUAAUCGCCAGAGUAUUUCAGCAAAAACUCAAGGAUAUGAUGGAUCUGCUUACUAAGUAUCGAGGUUUUGGUGACACACGUUGUUAUGUGUAUUCGGUGGAAUGGCAGAAGCGUGGACUACUGCUUGCUCAUAUCCUAAUUUGGUUGAUGAACAAAUUAUAUUCAAAUGAAGUGGGUGACAUCAUAUCCGCUGAAAUUCCUGAUCCAGUCACUGAUCCCCAUCUACACGACAUUGCGAUGACACAGAUGGUGCGUGGACCGUGCGGUGCAUUAAAUCCAUUAUCGCAUUGCAUGGCUGAUGGAAUGUGCACAAAACGAUAUCCGCGAGUUGCUGAAACAGUCAAAGGGAAAGAUGCAUAUCCAGUUUAUCUUCGGCGUUCAAAAGAAUAUAAUGGUCGAACUAUCAAAGUUAAAGUUCAAAAUCAAGAGAUUGAGAUCGAAAAUGAAUUCAUUGUACCAUAUCGCUCGCUGCUAUCAAGAUUUUUCGAAACACAUGCAAACGUUGAGAGUUGUCAUUCGGCCAAAUCAAUCAAGUAUUUGUGCAAGUACACAUGGCUGUGUUUGGUAUUGCGUCGGAAAAUACGAAUGACGAAAUCAGCAACUUCCAAAUGGGCAGAUACGUCAGUACUAAUGAAGUACUGUGGCGAUUAUUGUCAUUUCAAAUUCAUGAAAGAUAUCUCACAGUUGUACAUUUAGCAGUGCAUUUGGAAAAUGGCUAAUGAAUUUACUUCACUGAGCCUAAUAGCGGAAACAGUCAAAAUAGCUACUCCAUUCCACCCUUUUCCUUCCUUAGCGAGAAAAAUGCGAACAAACACC
Messenger RNA from Bactrocera latifrons, 1491 nucleotides. RefSeq lists its product as uncharacterized. The transcript has 2 exons. NCBI's taxonomy places the organism in Eukaryota, Metazoa, Arthropoda, Insecta, Diptera, Tephritidae. Bases 712 to 1371 code for a protein of 219 amino acids. The record is from RefSeq and is a predicted model, not a curated record.